Rasamsonia emersonii CBS 393.64 is the source of this 1014-nucleotide messenger RNA. RefSeq lists its product as uncharacterized. The coding region runs from base 1 to 1014 and encodes 337 amino acids. NCBI's taxonomy places the organism in Eukaryota, Fungi, Ascomycota, Eurotiomycetes, Eurotiales, Trichocomaceae. The transcript is spliced from 2 exons. The record is from RefSeq and is a predicted model, not a curated record.
AUGCGCGUCCUAAAUAUCGGAGUGUUUCCAGUCUCCGGCGGGCUAGGGAGCAGCAUUGUCAGACACCUCAUGAAAGUCAUCACGCCAUCCCAGCUCACCCUCUGUGCACGCUACCCGGAAAAGCUGGCCAGGGAAAAGGACCAAGGGGCAAUUGUUCGAAGGGCAGAUUACAACGACAGAACGUCGCUAGAUCCUGCCUUCGAAGGCGUUGAUGUGCUCAAUUUGAUAUCGUACGCAAGUAACGAGAUUGAGCACCGAAUAAAGGUCCAUCGAGACGCCAUCGAUGCUGCCCGCCGAAUGGGCGUCUUGCACAUCGUCUACACCUCGCUCGCAUUCGCGGGAGACGGAUUGCCCACAACCGCCGCAGAUGUGAUGCGCGCUCACCUGGCAACUGAAACGUAUCUCGCAGAGAUCCGUGCCCAUGACCCCUCCUUCACCUACACCAUCAUCCGAGAGGGGGUCUACUCGGAAUCGUUCCCUCUGUACACGGGUUUCUUCAACCCCAAGGACCAACCUACCCCCGAUGACCCCAAAGACACGAUCGCCAUUCCACACGACGGCCUGGGGCCUGGUAUCGCGUGGGCAAAACAGGACGAGCUCGGUGAAGCAACCGCCCGGCUGCUGGUUCGGUAUGUUCGCGAUCCUUCCGACUUCCCGUAUCUCAACCAGACCGUCCUGCUGUCUGGUCCACGGGCGGUCUCGCUAGCGGAGACGGUGGAGAUCCUGGGUCGGGUGCUCAACCGCAAGCUCCAGAUCCGCCCCGUGUCGGUCGAUGAAUAUCUGGACCAACCUAAGGUCAAGAAUUUCCUAUACUACGGCGGAGGAGCCGGCACGCUGGCCCGCAGCUGGGCAACCGUGUUUGAGGCCAUCCGGCGAGGAGAGUGCAGCGUGACUACAUCUUUCUUGCGCGAGAUCAUCGGCCGUGAGCCAGAAGACUUUGAGACGACGGUGAGGAAAUUGGUUGCAGUCGAGCCGAAAGAGGCGUUUGAGAGUGAUCAAAUAGAAACGCAGUGA